CUCCCAGUGUAAACCCACUGUUUUCAGUCCGACGCCACAGUGAUACCAAAUACCAGUUAUUCACGUAAUUUCUAUCGACAUCUAGCAAACAGGAAAGUCUAAUCUAAGCUGAUAGUAUUUCCUUUGGUUUUUCUUUGUUUUUAAUGCACAUUCACACUUAAAACAAAUGAAGAUUUUCAUUUGAUUCGUCUAGUCUGUAGUAAUAACCGUCCAAACUCCCAGCCCAAACCAUUGGUGUAAAUCAUCAUGCCAUUGUAGCAGGUUAAAAUUUUAUUUAAAAAAAUUGCAAUUAAAUCCGAAACAUAGACUUUUAAAGGGUCAUUACGUUUGCACAAAUUUAACAAACUGUUUAGAGGAUAAGUGCAGUAAAGUACGCCUCGUUGCUAGGGGAAGGGUACGAUUUAUCCUGUAUCGUCUUUUGUUUCUUUUUAAGGAAUUUUUUUUUCUGUGAACCCAUCUUUCAUUUUACCUUGACCGGUGCGUAGUGCAGCAUAUUGGCGAGAUUCGAACGGCCAAUAAGUUUGUGUGUCAUAUCCUUAUUUGACAUUUCAAAGUCUUGGUCAUGAUCUCUGAAUUCCUAGAAAACAAAAUUAAGGUCGCAUAAACAAUUUUAGCAACGAAAUUAAAGAAUGCCGAAAGAAGGGGGACAAGACAAUUUUGCAAAAGAUGUAUCUGAUUUUGGUGAAACACAAAUAACCCGAUCCGACGACUCUUCCUUUUCAUCGACCAAUCACCCCAAUCACGACCAAUCACCUGUGGCUAACACAAGAGUGUUCCGACGCCGGUGGCUAAUGCUCUUCAUUUUCGUUUUGGUCUUUAUGACGAAUGCGUUCCAGUGGAUUCAAUUCUCCAUCAUCAACAAUCUGAUCACAAAAUAUUAUGGCGUGGAAAGUUCUACGGUUGACUGGACCAGCCUUGUUUUUAUGGUCGUUUACAUUCCGUUUAUUAUCCCAGGAGCGUGGAUUAUGGACAAAUUGGGAUUACGCGUUACGGUGUUGUUGGGUGCCAUCGGAACCGCUGCUGCAGCCUGGAUCAACGCCGUUGGCGUUGCACCUGACCUCUUUUACGUGGUUCUCAUAGGCCAAACAGUCGCGUCUGUUGCCCAGAUUUUCUUGUUGGGCGUUUCGCCAAACGUUGCAGCCGUUUGGUUCGGCGCAGACCAAGUCUCAUUGGCCUGUUCUAUUGGAGUCUUUGGAAAUCAGAUAGGUGUAGCACUGGGCUUUCUAAUACCUCCAAUGCUCGUACAUGAUCACGAAAACCCGGAAGACAUUGGCACUGAUUUGAGGUUUAUGCUCUAUAUCAUUGCCGGAUUCUGUACAGCGUUGCUCUUUGCUGUCAUUUUCGGUUUCCAAGCCAAACCACCCGUACCUCCUAGUGGGGCGCAAUGUUCCUCGGAGAAACAAUCGUCCGGCUCCUUUUCAGGAUAUUUUACCUCAUUGAAAAAGAUUAUUACGAAUCAUGGUUUCAUGCUACUUUUCGUUUCGUACGGUAUCAAUGUCGGCGUCUUUUACGCCAUGUCCACUUUGUUGAAUCAGACGGUCCUGCUUCACUUCCCGGGCGAAGAGAAAAAUGCUGGCCGAAUCGGGCUGACUCUUGUUGUUUGCGGCAUGUUUGGAUCUGUUCUCUUCGGUGCCAUUCUCGACAAAACCCAUAAAUUCAAAGAAACAACAUUAGCGACGUACGUUUUCGCCCUGGUUGGAAUGGUUGCGUAUACUUUCACCUUUCAAUUAGAAUAUAUUUCCGUCACUUUCAUUACUGCUGGAAUUGCUGGCUUCUUCAUGACAGGAUAUCUACCAGUUGGUUUCGAAUUUGGAACCGAAUUAACGUAUCCGGAGCCGGAAGUCACUUCUGCUGGAUUAUUGAACGCUUCAGCUCAGAUUUUUGGCAUUAUAUUUACACUUUUAGGAGGUUGGCUAUUGGCCACUUAUGGCUCGAUGGUUUGCAAUGGCUUGUUAUCAUCCGCUUUGUUGAUUGGUGUCGUCAUGACGUUCCCUAUCCGGUCAGAUCUUCGCCGACAGAAAGCCAAUCGAAAAUCUAUGAUUGCUGUAGUAGAAGGAGCAAAAGACAAUCCUUUACCAGUUUCCGCUUGAAAUAACACAUCGAUCUUCAGUAAACUGUUGUGACAUUAGGGAAAGGUAAGCCGUUUAUUCACGUCAUUCUAUUGUCGUUAAAUCUGCGUACAUAUUAUUCAAGAACAACUAAAACUCACCUUACAGUUUCAGUGCUGUUUUAUUACAUUAUUAUUGUAACCACAAUUUUUUUUUAUUUAGCACUUGUCUGUAACUGAAUGUUGAAGGUACAACGCGUUAAAUUAAAAUGUUUGAUAACGUUUUUCUAAUGCGGAGAAUUUAGCUUCAACGUCAACAUAACUUAAAUCUUUACUUUGAAGUUCCCUCAACCUCUUCUUUAAUUUUCUGCAAGAGCAAUCGGCGGUACUGGAUAGUACGUUCAUCGACUUCGGGAGAUGCUUCACCGGCCAAAGCUGCACGAGCCGCACGUCCGGAUCGCGGUCUAGACGUUCCGAAGGCUACUUUAUUGCCUGCUUCUCUGUCGGACAGCUCUUGUUGAUGCAACUGAAGCUCACGUUCUUUUCUCUUUUGGCUGAGAAUCUUAUCACGCUGAGCGCGUAAUAGAACGCGGCGGCGUUCUACAUCUUCGGGAUCGGGAACUUUCGUUGCCACUAAAUUACCCGAGCAUUUUACUUUCAACGUCUUUGCAAAAUUUAGAAAAAAAGAUCCGUUUUCAAACCUCUGGUCGGAGUUUGAACGUUAGUUACGGGAGCAGCUUCUGCUAAUGGUCCUGCAACUUCGUCGGUUGUUUGGCUUUUUAGAAGUCCAGCAACGGAUGCAGCAAGCGCUCGGUCCACUAAUUCGUCCAGUCAAUAAUUAGGCUCUUUUUUAAGGUUUUCAUAGACACAGUUGAGAUAACAAAUUACCGUCACGCCUCUCAGCGACUUGGGCAUUUCGUUCUGCCACAUGUUCGGCCAUAGAUUGCCGAAUCGCUUCAUUGAUGUCUUCUUCGGAAAACUCAUCGUUGGACGCGUUUUGACUAUCAAUGCUCGGAUGUCCAGGAUGAUCACGCUUUCGGCGCAGCAUUUCAACAGCUUCGUUAUGCAACUGCUCAUUUUUAGCGCGCAUCAGUACUUUAAAACGAUCGUAAUCUCCGGCGGAUUGUACGGGCUCUAGCAGUUGCUUCAAGUCCUAGUUGUCGUACCUGUAAAGCUGCCGAUCGGACGGAAGGCUGGAUUUGACUCAAGGCUGAUUCCAGGUGUUCUGGCUGAAGGCCUAAAUCGUCCAUGUAGGCACCCAGCAUAACAUCCACCUUGCAACCAGAGCAUGUUUAUCAUCUCUAGGUCUAUUGAUCAACCGAAUUAAACUCGAGAGGGGGAAGUCAUAGUAGAGAUCACUCACCAAAUUACGAAAAUCCUUAUGGAUUCCUCGAUAUUCAUCCUCGAGCUCGGCACCAUCACCUUCGAAUACUUUUAACAUAACAAAGAGUUCAAUUUAUCACAAUAUUCAGUGAGGAGAUAAGAAUGAUUGAACUAAUUUUUUUUUUUUACACACCGACGGAUUUCUGUUCCACAAAAUUAAGAAUAGGAGUAAUCCAAACAGGUCCUUGCAGAUAAGCUACCAAUGAAUCGAGGAUCCAAUCAGCGUUAUUCUCUUCGGGAACACCGUCUGUUGCUUCCAUUGCUGACGAAGGCAGUGUACAAAGCUUCUGAAACUGGCAGAUUACAUCCACAAUUGGUGCUCCACUUCGGGAAAUCGGACCGCUGGACUGUGGGUUGGCAGCGCGAUCCAUGUUGUAUGUUGCCAUGACAACCAAACAAUAACAAACUCUCACCAAGACUUACUGAUUUCAUCGGCUUUCACCAGUUUGGAGAGCAGUGACCUGAUAACAACGGCAAUUCCCAACGACAACAAACGGCCAAGCGUGGCUAGCAAAGAAAGGGCUCCAUUAGUCAAAACCAAUUAACGAUGAAACACUUAUCUGGCCAGAGCUAGAAUUACAGAGAUACACGAUCGUUGAAGAUGCGGCUAAAGCUAUAAACAGGUCCAAAACGGCUUUAAAAAAUGACACUUACCCAGGAUUUCAACAAAAGAAAAGCUAGCCGUGUACAAAAUAUAAUCAGAAUGGUCCCAGGAAAAGUUGUCUCUCGUGUAAAGGUAAGCUACACCGUAGUGGGCUGCAAAAAACAAGAAUGUUGAACCCUUGGCUCGUCCAAUCAUUGCAUUUCGUUUUAGUUUGAUUUGUUCUUUACUAACCGUAUGAAAACAAAUUCAAGAAAAAGCAAAUCAUCAAACAAAAAAUUAAAAUGCGUUCGUAUCCUUUCCGUAGGUUGAAAACAAUGACGGGCCAGUGCCUCACAUUUUUCAGAAUGACUCCACAAUUGCAUUUUUCUGAUAGCGAUUCUCUUAUGGAUUGUUCUGCUUCUUUUGCUGAAGUGGAUUUUAUGACAAUAAGCCGAGCGAAUCGAUUUUUCGCUGGUUGGCCUCGUGAAUCACGAACAAAGAAGAACAGGUAAAUCAAUGAUAAGGUAUAGAAACCAAGUGCACUCAACCAAAUGGCCAGGUAACCGCCUAGAUUGUAUACGACGGCACUAAUCAAUUGUGAUGAAAUCUGAACAGCUAUGGCGACUACGCCGGCCAUGAUCGCCAGUCGGAGUGUCCUGGAUUCUUCCGUCGUUACAUCCACAAUGUAGCUGCCCAUAACAAAGGUAGCUCUGCCACCUAGGACACCUAUUGACAUGUCAGCAAAAAGAAGAAAUUCAGCUGAAAGCGAAUCCGCGAAAUAAUUUGCCAUGACGAUUAAAGUGGAUAUGAUUUGUCCAGUGGUAGGAGCAACCAUCAAGAAUUUUGUUCCGUAUUGAUUGCUGAGUGGUCCGAAUAAUAAGAUAAAGAGGGCUGAAAGGAAGUGAUCAAUCAGUGAGCCGUACAUAUUCAAAAUACUAGCAUAACUUUCGAUGUAAUCCAGCGUCUCCAAAGGAAUUUGUGUGAAAACCGAAUGCGUUCCAUUACUACCAUAGCAAUCACUGAAAUUAGGAUUGAAGGUAUAAUAGCUCCUGCAGACUUUGUAGGAAAGCAUGUAUUGUUUAGGGACAGACUGCGGGCAAACAAGAAUGAGGUUCGCUAGCAAAACAAGGCAGUAGAGAUGGGAGAAUUUUACCUGUAUAACGGUUGCCAUAACGAAGAGAAAGCCAAAAGGUUCGAUCGUGAUAUGUAGCUUCUGGAAUGUUACGCUUAUCCACGUUACUACCUUUUGAUAGGCCGCCAUCAUUUUAUUUCUAAUACAACCACAAUAGAUAGCUAUAAAAACUGUGUGGGUCAAGGCUGCGUUCUCGCAUGUCCUGCUUAUAGAAUGCGACCAAGGUGGCUCCCACAGUGAUUCCGCACGAUUGUUACAACAAGUCUCGUUCCCCUCCUUAAUAUACAGAUCGAAGAUUUAA
Messenger RNA from Daphnia carinata, 5446 nucleotides. RefSeq names its product heme transporter FLVCR2-like. The transcript is spliced from 13 exons. Lineage: Eukaryota; Metazoa; Arthropoda; Branchiopoda; Diplostraca; Daphniidae. Gene Ontology annotation, molecular function: heme binding; heme transmembrane transporter activity. Gene Ontology annotation, biological process: heme export; transmembrane transport. The coding region runs from base 630 to 2090 and encodes 486 amino acids. The record is from RefSeq and is a predicted model, not a curated record. Gene Ontology annotation, cellular component: membrane.